Molecule: messenger RNA, 3320 nt
Organism: Grammomys surdaster
Lineage: Eukaryota; Metazoa; Chordata; Mammalia; Rodentia; Muridae
Gene: Ppcdc
Product: phosphopantothenoylcysteine decarboxylase
Exons: 6
Coding region: 728-1372 (214 amino acids)
Biological process (GO): coenzyme A biosynthetic process
Cellular component (GO): phosphopantothenoylcysteine decarboxylase complex
Molecular function (GO): FMN binding; phosphopantothenoylcysteine decarboxylase activity
Source: RefSeq, a predicted model, not a curated record
UAAGGUGCUGCCUAUAGUCACCCUGACUGUGUUAAUGAAUAAAAAAUUUAAAAGUCUUAAAUAGGAUCCAGAUGGAGGACAAGACUAAAUUGGCUUGGAAUUUGAUCUUGGAAAGCAAACAAACUCUUGCUAGCUGCCACUUUCCCUGGGACUCAGGGUGAACACAUAUGACCAUACUUCUAAUUGUGGGUUACAUAAUCUGCCUUCUAUUCUCUGUCUCUCUCUCUGUCUCUGUCUCUCUCUCUGUCUCUGUCUCUUCCCCCACUCUGAUCCCCACAAGAAGAACAAAGGUUUUGGUCCUGAGUAAAGCUUGAUUCUAAGAACAAACAGUGUUUCUUGGGCCACAAUGCCUUCUGUGGAGAAGAGUUGAGGUGAGCAGUAGAGUCCUGCCUCCAGUUUAACGGACAGCUUUCUGGAACAUGACCCUUAGGAAUGUUAUCUUCUUGAGGUUCAGGGACUACACAUGAAAUCGUGAGUCUGUUUUACAGGGCUCUUCUGUUCUUGCAUCAUUUGACUGAAGAAGGACACAGGGUCGAGGUUUGAGGACUGACAGACCCCUCCACUUUGCGGGAUUAUUCCAUUUGAAGUCAUAUCCUUCUGCCUGAAAAAGUGUUCAUCCUUCAGAUUCAGCCAGAAUGUGUACCUUUAUGUGACACUAUCUCUGAGACAGCCCCUGGGCAGCCAUGGCAUAGACUUCCUCAGACCCCAGAAAGACACCAGACCCCACAUGGAACGGAAGGCCCCAUGUCCCGCUGCCAUACCCUCAGUGGAGAGAAAGUUCCAUGUCCUUGUGGGUGUCACUGGAAGCGUUGCCGCUCUGAAGCUGCCUCUUCUGGUAUCAAAGCUUUUGGACAUUCCUGGGCUGGAAGUCACAGUGGUAACAACGGAGAGAGCCAAACAUUUCUACAGCACUCAGGAUGUCCCCGUCACCCUCUACAGUGACGCUGAUGAAUGGGAGAUGUGGAAGCGCCGUUCUGACCCGGUUCUCCACAUAGACCUGCGGAGGUGGGCUGACCUCCUGCUUGUGGCUCCCCUUGAUGCCAACACUCUGGGGAAGGUGGCCAGUGGCAUCUGUGACAAUUUACUUGUUGUCAAGCAGCCCCCGUUACUAUGGGAUGCAGGUCUGUUGAGCCCUCUCUGCUCCUGUCUCUUUAGCAAGGAGGCUGAAGAUCUGAGUCCAGUGGACCAUCUGGCUUUGCAUCUGGUAUCUGGGUAUGUCCACCUUCUCCUGCCCCCAGUGGUCAGCCGGGCGCCCCGCCCUCUGCUCUUCCAUCAUCCUUCCUCACAGGCUUCCUGCCCUCCACAUGCACUUCCAUUGACUUCCCUGCCUUUACGGCUUCCCUGUCAGUUCCUCCUUCCCUCCAGAAUCUAGAAACACACAGGAAUACUCUCAGAAGACUUGUUACUUCCUCAGGGGCCUCACAUACUUAUUUCUCUGUAGUCAUUUUGGCCUCAAAGCUAAGACCCAGUUUUCACAUCUAUCGGGGAAAGCUGAGGGGAGAACAAGGAGGAAAAACUGAGUGAGAAGUCAUUGCCAGAUUGGCUUAGGCCUCUGAGACCUCUCGGGAGCUGCUCCCUUAAAGAAAAUCUGUCUUCGUUUCUGUGAUAAUUCUGGGAAGGUCUAUGGUCACCCCUUCCUCCAUUUCUUGACCUUUCACCUCUCAUGUUCUGGAGGCUUCUAUUGGAGACACAGGGAGUGCUCACUCUGGAGAGAGGUCUGUGAUCACCAUGCAGACAGGAGGCAAGUGUACCGUGGUGAGCACUGUGGUCUCAAACGAGUCAUUAGUCUUUGGAGCCUGCCUUGGUACUAGGCACUCAGUAGGCCGUUACUAAUACUGCUUGUGUGUAGUAGAAAGUAAUUCUCUCUCAUAAAUAUUUUUGUUUGAAUUUACGUUUGUGUUUGUGUGUGCUUGUGUGCGCUAGUGUCAGACUUCUGGCAGUUCUCCUGCCUCCGCCUUCUGACUACUGGCAUUACUGGUGUGUGUUACGGCAGCUCCAUUUUAGAGUUGAAAAUGCUGAAGAAAUGAAUCUUGAAGAUGCGUCAGGAACUUUAGGAUGUCACAUAUGACGAAGGCCCUUCAUCUGGGCCUGGGGCACAAGCCUGUAAUCCUGGCAACUCAAGGGGCAGAGGCUGAAGGAUCAAAAUCUCAAGGCCUGGUGGGCUACGGAGUGAAUCUCUAAAUAGAAAAUAAAGAGGGCUGGAUAGUUUAGGGGCAGAAUGCACGUGAGGUGAGUGGGAAACCCUAGGCUCACUCAUUCCCCAGGAUGGCGUGGAACAGAAAAGCGGACAUUAGUAUCCUUGCUUGCUCAUGAGGGGGCUCUUAGCUCCUCUUCCGAGAGGCCGCUGAUGACCUGAGCAUUGUUAGAGAAAGAGUAUAGGACAGGAAGAGUACCACCCUGAAGCUGUGGCCAGGAGCAGACUGGGGAGGACAGCAGAGCUGGGUGUGGCAUGGUCCUCACUGCCCAGUAGGACCGGGACAGGUCAGCAGGGCACUGAAACUGGUGAGGAGGUACUCAGCCAUGUACCCCGCUGCGCUCCCAUUGGUGACAGAACACACCAGCCUCAGAGCUGAACCCCAGCCACUUCCGUAGGCUUCCUCCUACCCUCUGAAAACUCAGGCCUACCUCCUUGUUGUUGAUGUUUUUUCGUUAUUAUACGCCCGGCCCUUCCCCUUUAAAAACAGUCUUGAGCUGACUGGAGAGAUGGCUCAGAGGUUCAGAGCACCGGGUGCUCUUUCAGAGGACCGGGGUUUGAUUCCUAGUACCCACAUGGCGGUUCACAACUGUCUGUGACUUCAGUCUUGAGAUCUGACAGCUUCUUUUGGCCUUGGUGGGCACCAGGCACACGUGUGAUACACAGACAUACAUGCAGUCAAAACAUGUAAAACAAAUAUAAUCUCAUGUAACCCAACUGGCCUUGAAAUCCUGAUCCUCUCUCUCUUCCUUCCCAGGCAUGGGAUUGCAGGCAUGGCCUGAGGGCCUGGCUUCUUUUCCUCCCGCUGCUACCCCUCUAUCUUUGAGGUUCUCUUCUUCAGAAUUGACUGGACAGUGGAACAUGUUCCCCAAACUAACCAUUUGCCUCAAACAGUUUCCCUUGAAGACAGAUGUCUGAGACAAUCUCUAGUGUUAGGGUUUGAGCUGUCAGCAUCCUAGGUGGUAUGGCCGCCUCCUCCUCAGUAGGUGUCUUCAUAGAGACCUGAAAGGAAGCCCAGCCUGCUCCCUCUUUCCAGACUGUCCUGUUUCCAGCAUUGGAAAGGUGCUGGGGAGCGGUGGGCUAGGUGUCCUCAGUCCUCCUCCUCAGGCCCGAUGCCUGGGAAUGG